UGACAGUUUCAUCAACGAGACUUGGCGCCAAAAAAUCGUUGAUAAAAUUGUGAGUGGAGCCAUUACAUGAAGAAAGCCCCUCGAAAUAAUAAAUGCAUGUUUACUAAGUGAUAAAGUGCAAAAAAAAAAUCCUGAAAGUACAAUCAAGAGAUGAAAGAUCUCACUCAUUACUUCAUGGACAUGGAUAAAUCCCCGGAUACCCCGAAAAUCCAUGGCAAUGGGGUUACCUCUACCAGUGAUGCAGGUGAUUUAAAGAAUAUUACCCCCAAAAAACGUGGCAGAGUGAAGAUUAAAAUAUCGCAGGGGAAUAACGACGAGAGAAUAUGUGACAUAAUAGAUUCUAAGCAUGAUCUGGUGGAUAAAACCCCCAGUCCCUUCCCAACGGCCAAGGAGGUAAAAAAGAUAUCACCUGGAGGGACUCCAAAAGGUCGUCAAGACCUAGAAAAUGAAGCAUCUGAUGUGGACAUUGAGAUAGAGGACUUGGAUUCCUCUGGGGGUAGUAUCUUUAGUCCCCCUGAGAGGAAAAACGAGAAGAAUGACAGGGUCAACGAGGCUGAUGACUUCAGAAAGGGCACGAGCUCUAAUGCCUUCCAGGUUCUGAUGACCCGGAGUAAACCUGUUCAAUACCUCACUCAGAAGCCUAUGAGCCCUGAAGAGGAGGCAGCUGCUACCAAAAAGAAUCAAGAGGUGAAAAGCAAAAUGAGGCAGAAUAAAGAAAGGCUAACUGCCCUGGCUGAUAAGAAGGGCUACAACAAGAGAAAAUUGGCAGAGGCUGAGGAGGCAGAGAGGAUUGAGAAAAGAUUAGAAAACAGGGCGAAGGUGUUCAAGAGGCUCAAGAAGGAGGAAGACACAUCUGGGAAUCAGAAUCAACGGUAUUCAGGAGGCUUACAUAAUUACUUUAGUAAAAUGACUCCAGAAGAGCGAGAAAAAGAAAAACUAUUGACUCUAUCAACAGUCACCGUGAAAGCAGAGAUUCAUGCAUCCGAUAUUGGACAGGAAGUAAAAAAAAUCGCCAGUAACCCCAAAAUAAUGACGAAAACAGCUAAACAUAAGACUCGAAAAGUUUUAGCUACUAUCGACGACAUUCAGGUGUUGAGGUCAGAGACUCCAAGUCCUCCUCCAGUUGUUACUGCUCCCCCUGAGCCACAGGUUCCUAUAAGCCACCCGAAGUUAUCAAAGAAACCAAAAUGGUCACUCAGGAUUAAUUUGUCUGGAGGAGAAUGUUUGCCCAAAGACGAAGACAAGGAGUUCGAAGCAGCGGAAAUGCCCAAAGUUUCCUUAAAGCACAAAAAAAAGAAAAAAUCGGGGAAGUCCGCAAUUUCUGACCUUAAAAAUUCAAAAAAUAAGCCAACGUGUCGAGAAAUUCCCCCACCAGUUUUUAGAGAGUCUAAACCCGACCCAGAGUUAGAAGAGGCAUCCUUGCCAGCUUCCGAGACCUCUCCAGAUUCUCCAGAUGACUGUUUAGAAAUUCCGGAGAUACCAAAACCAUCACAGAAAGUGGAGACGCUUCCUAGAAGUGCCUCAGAUCCUCCUCCGGACUUCCAAAAUUCUCCAGAGUCCUCAGAAUUAAUUCACACACACUCCCAGCCCUUCCCCGACUGCGAAAUCGUAGACGUUAAAGCCCGGAAGCUAGCUCCCCUGUUCAUAAAACGUCAAAAACCAGAUCCUGAGGUUGUAGCAGCUCGAAGAUCAUUUCUAUACUCUAGAUCCCCAGAGAAUCCAAAGAAAAGUCUGAAGAAGUCCCCAGUACCCGGACCAUCAAUCCUCCCCUUCCCCACAAUUUCCCACGUAACUCAGCAUUCUCCAUCAAAAACCCCAGAGAAUUCUUCAGCACCAUCAAGAUUACCAUCUAGAGUUCCCUGGAUCCACGUUCCCACAUUCACUCCUUCCGACUUCAAAUCCCUGAAUACCCCAGAUGUUUUAAAACCACAAGGUAAUCCAAGAAAACACGAGAAACCUCAAAAAACAAAUCCGGACGAUAUAUUGGCUGAAAUAGAGACGCGAUGCGCUGAUGCUCGAGAUCUGUGGAGUGCAAUUUCUCCCGUAACUCAGUUAACUAGAGACUCUCCGAAACGAAGAGGACGAAAACGAAAGUCUGUGGAGAAAAAUCCACCUCUUCUGGAAGCUGAGAAGAAUCCGGAGAACGUGGUGUGGACGCAGAAGUACAGACCAUUGACUGCGAAGCAGAUUGUUGGAAAUGAGGAGGCAGCGAUGAAAUUAAAGUCCUGGUUGCAGACCUGGCAAUCAUCUCGAAGAGAUGGCUACAGCAGUAGUGAGGAGUUCUACUCAUCAGACAACAGUUUACAGGCUAAUCUUGAGUCGAAUCAAGUUGCAGUGUUACUUGGACCCCAUGGUUCAGGUAAAACAGCAUCUGUUUAUGCUGUUGCUGACGAGUUAGGGUACACUGUGCUGGAGCUCAAUGCUUCGAGUAGACGACCUGGCAAGAAGAUUUUGAAAGAUUUUGAGGAAGCAACCAAAUCCCAUAGGAUCAAGAAGACCGACUCCAGUGUUUCUACCUCACAAACAUUUCAGAGAGCUGAAAAAAUACCUCAAAAUUCGUUGAUACUUGUGGAAGAUGUUGAUCUGGUGUUCGAUGAGGAUGAGGGAUUCGUUUCAGCCACCUACCAACUGGCCAGUAAUACCAAGAGGCCUAUUGUGAUGACCUCCAGGGGAGCCUGUGCUCAUCUAAACAGGAUGGCGCCUCAGCAGAUGAGGAUUUAUUAUCAGGGAAUGUGUGGUGAUAGGGUUGGGGCUCUCCUGGAGGUAAUCACACUGGCUGAGGGGGGAACUAGACUGCCACUUUCAUGUGUAGAGAAGCUGCUGGCCAAGGGAGACUUGAGGAGGGCUGUCCUUCAACUCCAAUAUCUGCUACUGUCUGGAAUGCCUCAGGCGCAUGACGUUCCUAGUGGUUUUGGCGAAACUCUAUGGAGCGAUAUCAAGAGUCAUGUAUACAAACCUGCGAUCAAAAGUGAGAGGAAGAUCGGAAAGAGGAGGGAGAAAAGGCAGGAGACUAGUGGAGAUUUGAGUUCUGAUGUUCUUCAGGGAUUGUCAAACGAUUUGGAAACAAUUUCAGUUCUUUCGAGUUUUGUGGAAAUCGAUGAUCGUAUUCUAACGGUUUCGGAAGUAAAGUUUGAACCCUGCUUAUCACUACUUGAGAAUGAAGAGUUGUAUUGUAGGAAUAGAGACCAGAUGGUGGAGAUUUCUCAGUGGCUGAGAGAUAGAGUGAUGGAUAGGGAAGGUGGAAAGGAUGAGAGGACGAGUUUUAAUCAAUUUUUAAUGAUGAAGAAAGAACUUAAUCUUGGAGUCAAUUUGGCACUCUCGCAGGUGACGAGUAAUAAUUUAGAUGGUUAUUCGAUAAGAACUGAUUAUCUACCAACUGUACGGACAAUUUGUCGAGCAGAGGACCUGAAGAUAAAUACCAAUUCAAAACGGGGGAAUCGAUUUUUUCAUUAUCUGCAGGGUCUCAGACUACCGUCAGCAUCGACCAAGGCCAAUGUCCUGGCAGCUGCUUGUAAAAUACUGCAAGAAGAUAAUCAGAAAAAUAGGGAUAUAUGAAAUUUAUCAAUUGAUUUUUAAGAGUAGUCUAUAUUGAACGCUUUGAGUACUAUUUGAAAUUGUGGGGAAUCUAUUUGUACUAUUUUUUUUUCUUAAUACAAAGUAUCAAUUCUCGGUGAGAAGUGAUGAAAUGAGAAUUAUGUGCUGUUAAUAGUAAUGGAUAGAAUUUUUUUUUAUUUUUCAGGAAUGUUGUUAUUUUUAAGAAUGGUAAAUAAAGCUUAAUUAAUUGAGUAUAUUAAACCGAA
Messenger RNA from Diachasmimorpha longicaudata, 3800 nucleotides. It is a transcript of the gene elg1, whose product is annotated as enhanced level of genomic instability 1. The transcript has 3 exons. Bases 151 to 3555 code for a protein of 1134 amino acids. The record is from RefSeq and is a predicted model, not a curated record. NCBI's taxonomy places the organism in Eukaryota, Metazoa, Arthropoda, Insecta, Hymenoptera, Braconidae. Gene Ontology annotation, cellular component: nucleus. Gene Ontology annotation, molecular function: ATP hydrolysis activity; DNA binding; DNA clamp unloader activity.